This is a messenger RNA of Stegodyphus dumicola, 1038 nucleotides long. It is a transcript of the gene Rnf146, whose product is annotated as Ring finger protein 146. NCBI's taxonomy places the organism in Eukaryota, Metazoa, Arthropoda, Arachnida, Araneae, Eresidae. The record is from RefSeq and is a predicted model, not a curated record. Gene Ontology annotation, cellular component: nucleus; cytoplasm. Gene Ontology annotation, molecular function: poly-ADP-D-ribose binding; ubiquitin protein ligase activity; zinc ion binding. Gene Ontology annotation, biological process: Wnt signaling pathway; ubiquitin-dependent protein catabolic process.
CUGUAAAUAACGACUUUUUUGUUUUGACUAGUAAUUCGCUUAAGAAUGUAAUAAUAUGAAAUGUGUGAGCAUUUGUAACUCUUGAAAAUACUUUUGUAAGUUUUCUUCCACUUCAAGUUUGCAUUUUGUCGUUCUUACAAAUACUUGGGUUAUGGAAGGUUCAACUUCUGUCUCUAGUGAUGGAAUAGAUGGGGCCAAUAAAUUAGAAUGUGCUGUAUGUCUACAACCUUGUAUACAACCUGUACAGCUUCCAUGUCGCCAUAUUUUUUGUUACCUUUGUGUAAAAGGUGUUACUCAGCAGAGUAAAAGGUGUGCCAUGUGCCGUCAGGAAAUUCCUGCUAAUUAUUUGGAUAACCCACAACUAAUAGCUGUUCCACAGCCUACAGUAGCUUUUGAAGGAUCAUACCAGUGGUUUUAUGAAGGAAGGAAUGGUUGGUGGCAAUAUGAUGAUCGUACAAGUGCAGAAAUUGAAGCUGCUUAUAAAAAAGGAGAGCAGCAGUGUGAAGUUCUUAUAGCUGGAUUUUUGUACAUUAUCGAUUUCCAAAAAAAUAUUCAAGUCAGACGUUGUGAUCCAUACCGAAGACGUCACAUCAAGCGAGAUCUUGUUACAAUUCCAAAAAAAGGAAUUGCUGGAAUUCGACUUCCUUCAGACACUGUGGCUGCAGAAGUGAAUACCAUUUCAUUAGAUAAUUUGACUUUGAGUGGUGAAGAAAGCUGUUCAAGUAGUGAUGCUUAUUGUAAUGUGACUGUGAAUGAUACUGACGUUACAAUGGCUAGAUGUUCAUCCGACUCUUCUACGGAAGAAAGCUGAAGAAUUGCUAUAUUAAUAAAGCGAUUUUAUGUACUUAUUUCUCUUACUUAAAUUUAUCAAAAUUUUUGCUGCCUUUAUUUUGAUUGAUAGCUGAAUUUUUUUAUGCUACUUUUCUUUUUCUGUCUGUGAAAUGUUCCCAGUUAGAUAUUAGGAAGAGAUUUUUUGAUAAUGUAAAAAUUUCUGAAAGGUAUGCAGCACUUAUUUGAUUAAACAAAAAGAUCGUUCAA